This is a messenger RNA of Daktulosphaira vitifoliae (grape phylloxera), 5995 nucleotides long. Its product is annotated as regulator of G-protein signaling 11. The transcript has 16 exons. The record is from RefSeq and is a predicted model, not a curated record. Bases 708 to 3089 code for a protein of 793 amino acids. Lineage: Eukaryota; Metazoa; Arthropoda; Insecta; Hemiptera; Phylloxeridae. Gene Ontology annotation, biological process: G protein-coupled receptor signaling pathway; intracellular signal transduction; regulation of G protein-coupled receptor signaling pathway.
CCAGGACCGUGUGGUGGCAGCUCCUCAGUCGCCGAGCGAUCACGAUGGCCGAGUGAGCCCUACGCGGCCCCACAUACCCCGCCGCCGUCGCUGUGUCGUCGGUAUACGUCCGUGUGUACGUUAAUUUUUUUUUUAAUUUUAAUUUCUGUAAGUUGACCAAGCGAUAACAUUUUUUUUUGGAUGUCUUAAGCACACACACAAAAAAAAAAAAGAUAAAUUGUAGUCAUUGUCUCUUUACCAACAGAGUCCGUCUUCGUCAAUGUCCAAUGGAAAUUACCCGAGUGACGAACCGCCUCCGGUAAUCCGCAGCGUUUUUAAAUAGUAAAAUUUCACUAAGCCUCCAGUGCGGUUUAUCGGUGCGCCAGUGCACUUAAGUAUGACCAACUAUGGAUGAUACGACCCGCGAGUCUUGUUCAUUGCUCGAGUAAAACUUAUAUCGCUCUACCUCCGCCGCUUUCAACACUUGAAAGUCGACCAUAAAUUACCUGUGCACUAUUGACAUCGGCACCAAAUCAAAGUUACGCCGCCCUGGAUUCCGAUUCUCAUGACCUAAGUUUUAGGUGGCCUCGGAAAAUGUUAAAGAAUUGUUUUUUCGAUCAAAUGAACGGGUAACGAGUGUACAAAACAAUGAGGGGACGGGGUCAGAGACCGAUGGAGCCCGGGUAAGCGAAUCGUUAGCGCGACCCAGCCCCCCCGUCCCCAACAAUAUGGAUAAAUCGGAUCGCAGACGUAGGCCUUUUGCCUUUGACAAGAUGGAGGGGCUGGUUAGAGAAAUGAAAGAUGAAGAGACUGGGGUGCGUGUAAAAAGUCAAAAGUUAUUCCUCACUUCAAUCCCUUCCGCUUUUGCUGGAUAUAACAUUAUUGAAUGGUUAAUGGACCGCUUAACUGUCGACGAAACUGAAGCGGUCCAUAUAGCCAACAUGUUAUGCCAAUAUGGUUAUUUCUUUCCAGUAAAUGACUCUAAAAAUCUAACUCUAAAAGAUGACAGCUCUCUGUAUAGAUUUCAAAUUCCAUACUACUGGCCGUGUUCGCAAAAAAAUCCUGACAACGUCGAAUAUGCUAUUUAUCUAUCAAAGCGAUUACUACGAAAUAAACAACGUCAUGCACUAGAAGAUUACGAAAUGGAUUCUCUGAACAGUCUAAAAAAAAACCUACAAAAUAAAUGGGAGUUUAUCACGAUGCAAUCUGAAGAACAGGUACGGUUGAGUAAAGAUAGAAAAAAGGGUGAAAAAAUUGUAACAGAUAGCCAAGAAAGGGCUUUUUGGAGAGUACAUCGACCUCCUCCUGGAUGUGUUAGUGUUUUGGAACAAAUACCAAUUAAAAUAGGCGGAAGCUUUUCGACGAAGAAAAAAAGAAGUUCAGAAGAUCUUCGAAGAGAGGUGGAACUUCUGAGAAAUUGUAUCGGAAGAACGCGAGUGAAAACAUCUGUAGCUUUAGAUGGAUUGGUAUCAUUUAGUGAAACAUAUCACGAGUAUGACCCUUUACUUACUGCAGCUCAGCCGUCAAACCCAUGGGUGACAGAUGAUCCAACAUUCUGGACUUUUAACUGUCCAAUAGUCGACGCUAUUACAGAAAAACGUAUUAAGCGUUGGGCGUUGUCAAUGGAAGACUUGGUAUCUGAUCUCACAGGUCUUCAAGAGUUCACAAAUUAUCUUCGAAAAGAAUACAGUCACGAAAAUAUUAGAUUUUGGUUAGCAGUUAAUGAUUUAAAACGCAGUUGCCAGUCGCAAAUUCAUCUAAAAGUCAAAGAAAUUUACAAUGAGUUUUUAGCUCCUGGGGCCCCUUGUGAAAUAAAUAUCGACGGCAAGACUAUGGAGAAAACACAUAAAGAAAUGAAGGGUCCAUCGAGGUUUACAUUUGAUGCUGCAGCAGAACAUGUUUAUACCCUACUGUUGAAGAAAGACUGUUACCCUAGGUUUAUUAGAUCGGAACAUUAUAAGAACUUGCUAGCUAAUGGAGUUCAACCAUCUGCCAGAAGAAGAUUCUUUGGAUUCGUCGGCGGCGCAGCAAAUAAAAAAGAUUGUAAAGAACGCAUAAAGCCUGGGUGCAGUACUAGUCUACAGGGUACUUCAUCGUCAGCACUACAAGCAAACCAGUCGUCAUCAUGUGGAAGCGGACGUCGAAGAGGAAGCGACCGGAGUCUAACCAGUUCCCCACACGAACUUCCAAUAAACGUUGUUAAAGUCUCACAAUCCCACAGCCAAUCGAACUUAAGUGAUAUUCCAUAUAGGGGAGAUUUACCUUGCACACCUUCUUCUCCGAAUUCUAACCAAGAAAACCUUAGUAGCACGGAGGAGAGUGCAGGCGACAGACCAGGUGGAAUCUGUCCGUGGGAAGGUUCAGAAAAUGGAGGUAACGACAAGAAACGAUCAUUACCCAGUUCAAUAGCCGAGGAAACGGACAGCCGAUUAUCGACAUCGUCUUCGCGAAAAAAUUCAACAAGCGGUGGAGGUGGCAAUGCGUACGAUUCAGCCAGUGCCGACGAAAGCGUAUCCGACUCCGUGUCCAACAGGUUACGAAGGAGUUGUGGAUUAGGCAGUAGUACCGUGUACAAUCGUCGAGGUUCGUCGUCAACGUGCUGUACACCACAACAGACCAUAGACAGGCCGUCCGUAUCAUCAGCUGAAGAUUUGGAUUUCGGACCGUCGCCCGAGAAUAGAUCACCAGAGAGACAGCAUAGUAUUGGACCGAUUUCUCCGAAAAACGUAUUUGCAGAACCGCAGUCGACGCUUCGUCACCAAUCGUCCGCCGAAUGUGCAAGUACAACUUCAACAGUAUUGGACUCUAAGCCGAAUCGGAAGAAACUCCUCAAAUCACUGUCACUAGCACGGAAACAAAGCGUUACGCCAGUUAUAAACGUAAGUUCAGUAGACAAGGACAAUAAAGUUUUAACAGAAGAGUCUAAGGUCACUGAACCUGCUGAGACAGCGAGUGCAUUUGUUUGUCAAUCAGAAGACGAAGGUGCAAAGGCAGCUGUUUCCACUACGACUUCUAACGAUGGAAAUGAUGUUUGUCCAUGGGAAGAUGAACAAAACCAAGACAAAGGCGGUCGAUUUUUAAAGGUCUACGAAACAUACGGAUUUUUGUGAAUCCAUAACCAUCUUGUCAAAACAAACCAACUGUAAUUGUUUAAAUUUGUAAAAAAAAUUAUUUUAAGAAUAUUUAGUAUAUAAGUUGAUGAUUACGCGACGUUCGCCAAAUGGUUUAUUUUUGGCUAACUUAAGUAUUAAUUUUGUUCAUAUUUUUUCGUAUGAAACACAACUAAAAUAAUAAAUAUAAACAUCAAAUUGAUGUAUUCAUUCAAUAGAUUUACAAAAGAAAAUAUGAAUUUGUGUUUUAUUGAUUAAAAAAAAAAACUUUCAUUGUAUAUUGGAAUAUAUUCAUAGAAAGCAAUGGCGGAGUCAGGGUAAUAUUUUAGGGUUUAAACCCCACUGAAAUGAUAUUUACAAAACUGGAGAGUUAUCGGUUGCAAUUUUCAUGUCUCUUGCCAUUCUGUCUUUUUUUUUUUUUAAAUAUAAAUUGUAAAAUAAUAGCUUCUCUACUGCUUGUGAACGUUAUGUAAAUAUGUUUUGAUAAUUUAAGGUGUCAAAAAAAAAAAAAUUUGAAAUAUAGUAUUCUUAAACGACAUUUUAUUAAGUUCGUUUAUUGUAUCUCAUAAUAGUCCAGUAAAACGAGUAUAUUAUAAAUAACUUAAGAAUAACGAUUAAAUUAAAAUGCAGUUUGUAAAAUUUUAUAAAUCAAUGUUAAAACUGUAUAAAUCAAACGAUAUAUUUUGAUAUCUCUUUGAUGUUAUUAUAUUAAUUUUUAUAGGCAAUAAUACAACGAACGAAAACAGUUAUUGUAAUUUAUUACACAAAUAUUUUACAAUAGAGGUGGUGGUUAUUUUUAUUUCUCUCUCAUUCCCAUGUAUAUUUUAACAUGCCAGGUUUUCAUUCGGAACUUAAUUGAGAAAUCUGGUACAACAAUAUACGGGCAUUUACAGCAGCAACUUAACACAUAUUCAAUAGGAUUUGUGGAAAACAAAAUAAACAGUCAACAAAAUACAAUAACUACAAUGUACUCGUCUACAUACGUGCAAAUACAGUAGAAUUAUUGAGGGAAUUAAUAACGUGAACGUGUUAUUCAAGGCUGGUAGCAAAUAUAUUUACUAAAUGAAUUUAAAAUUAAUAAUCCAGUGAUUUAUGUAUAGUCAGUAAUGUAUAUAACAAUACAAAAUUUUCAAAAAUAAAGUACAAUAAAAAUUCCAUAAAAAAAAACCCAAAAGCACUCAUAAAUUUAAAUUCUAAGAAUUGCAUGAAAUUUAAAUAAUAUUAAUACAUUAAUCCAAAAAAUACGUAAAAAUAUCUGAAAAACUAGCCACAGUUGUAACAGAGUUAGUCUGAGCCCCUACUCUUUUCAACUCUGAUUAGUUUUUGAAUAAUUUGUCUGACUCACCAGAAACCCAAUUAAUCAUUUGUUUUUUUUCGCUUAGUAUAUUAUCGUUCUACUAUUAUUACAUUAUAUAUAUAUAUACAAUAUUUAAUUAAUUACAUGUAGUUAUGUACUAUUAAAAUAAUUAUGCUAUUAUUAUAUUAUACGAAUUGAUAAUUAAUAUUUAAUAUUAAAAAUUGUUGUGAAAAAAAUUAUGAUAAGUCUAUCAUUAGUUAUUUAAUAAUUGUAUUAGUAUAACAACGUUCCACGACUCUAAUUAGAGAAUAAAUGCCAGUUUUAAACGAAUCAAUAAGUUUACUAAACAGUAUAAAGAAAAUUAUCAAUAUUAAAUAAAAAAUUAUUCGUUAAUAACUUCAACGAAGAAUUUUUAAAAUUUGAGAAGUAACAGUUUAUAUUGUAACUAAAAUAAAACGAAACAUUAAAAUAUCUGUUAAUUUAAAGUUUUCAAUAAAAUAAAUUCCUAUAAUGAGGAACUUAACAUUUAAUUCAGUAAAAACAACCUUCAUUUAACUGAACUAUCAAAUGAGAAAUUUAAUGUGUAUUUAUUCAUAGUUUUGAAAUUUUAUUAGAACAAAAUAAUUUAUUGAUAAAUUUAUAACACUAUUUUAAUGUUUACCUUAGAUUAGACACGCUUAGAUGGUACAACUAUUUAAUCACAUUGAGUGUUUGCAAUGAUAUUUUAUGAUCGUUAGAUAUUUAUAGAUCUUAAUAUUUUUAAAUAAUUAAGUCGCCAACUAUAAACUCUUUUAAAUAUUUUUAGCUAAUUUUUAUCAAUAAACAUUUAUUUUGUUUAUUCUGGUUUGUCAGACAACCGUACUAAAUUUGGUUUCUAUGUAAAUAGUCUAUUUUUUAUAUUACACAGUAAAUAUUUGCUACCGUUUUUGGAAUGGAAUAAUUGCAUUAGUAGCGAGAACAAAUAUAUUACAAAUAAUAAUAACUUUAACAUAUAACUAUAUGAAUAUUUUCUAUUACAUGGUUUAACGUUUUACUUUUAGCGUUCAGUUAAUUUAAUAAUAAUUAUUGUAUAUUGUUUUAAAUGGUAAAUUUAUAAAUUGUGAUAAAUUGUUCAUAAAUGUUUUUAAAUUUUUUUUUAUAGGUUGUAGUUAUAAGAUAUUCAUUAAGCAGUGAAAUUAUGUUUAAAUAUAUGAUAAUAUUAAGGAAGAAAUUAAAUUUAAUAUCGUUUUUAACUUGGUAUAUAUGAAAAUAUAUUACAACUAAUAUCACUAAAGCUCAAGAGCGUCCAGAAAAUGAAUUAAGAGAAAAACAUUAAAUUAACAAUCCUUCACAACAUAUGUUUGCAAAUAAUUUAGUACCAAAGUAAACAUUUUUUUUAUCCAGAAAUUCGUAAUAAAUAUUACAGUAUUAACAAAUAUUUUAAUUAAAAAAAAAACAUUUCAAAUUUCUAUGUCAUUACUCUAGUGUACCUUAAUAAGAUUCAAUAUUAUAAAUAAAAAUGUAAAUGAAAUAAAAAAUUAAUAUCGAAAUACCAAAAAAAAAAAAACUACCAUGUAAAAACUAAAUCUAUAGAGAACAUUCAGAAAUAUAAUCCAAAGAGAGUAUACCC